AUGGCUUCUCAGAAUGCUCAGAGUUUCCUCCAGCCACUCUCCUCCUGGAUGUCCCGGAUGUACGAAGCUGUCCAACAAGCGGGAGACUCCUUAUCUUCUUCAUUGGUCAACUUGAGCAGAGUGGACCACAAAUCGGAGGAAGAUGGAAACCAGGACUUAGAAGACAGUGACGGCAGUUAUAAGGACUACUCUGAAGAUUCAGAAGAUGAAGGAAGCUUUAGCCAGAACAUGAAAGGUGCUGAGCAUGUGCAUUCUGAAGACAGUCACUUUCCAUCCACAAGUCAUGAUCUUGAUUCCGAGGCACCUGCCCGUGGCUCUAACAUGGAUCUGCAAUUGCAGAAAAGAGUGAGAAGUGGCACCAGCUCCUCAGAGCAACGUCCAGACGACACCAGCUCUCUGUCAUCCCAGGGAUUUUACCAAGAAUAUGACGACCACCAACUGCUAGGUAUGCUUCCUGCCAUACCCGAGGAGGAAGGCUACCUCAACAGGCAGAUAAGGGAUCUUCAGCGUGACCUUGAUGUGGCUGGCUCAUUAGAAAAUAUUAAUGGAAAAGCAUGUGUGGAAGUGAACAGUUAUGGGGAGGAUGAAGAGCUAACCACAUCUUCAGAUAGCGACGACGAGGUGAUUAAACAGUUUGCGAUCUCUGUGUCGCGCUCGCAGAGUUUUCGGUCGGGGGUGUCUGAAAAGGCAACACAAGCAGGUUCAGAACGUAAACCUAAAUUCAACCGCUUGCUGUCCAACCAUGAGGAGUACAGUACCGAGGCAUCUGAAUGCGAAGAACUGGAUGGGCUAAGCCAACUGAGUUUCCAAGACAACCUAUCCUAUCAUGAAGAUGACCACAUAUCUGUUGAUUCAAGAACUACCUCUGAGAGUAGGGGUACCAUGCAAGCCAAAGGCCCUGGAAUGGAGGCUAGCAUUGCCCAUAGCCUUAGCCAACAAGACACAGAAGGGAGCUUGCAAAUGGAGACAGCGUUCAGCAACCAGGGAUUUGAAGGAAAUGACGCAACUGACAGCUCAUCCGCUUGGAGCCCUGAGGAACAUGAUGGAGGGAAUAGUCUUCCAGCUCACCACAGUGCCCAUGAACCCAUUUCUAAAUGCGGUGACCUAGACGUCAUCCUCGAUUAUAAGGCCUCGAGCCAAAAGCUGCUGGUAACCAUCCUGGAAGCUAAGGAUAUCCCAGACAAAGACCGCAGUGGUGUGAACACCUGGCAAGUUCACACCGUCCUGAUGCCCAGCAAGAAACAGAGGGGAAAGUCGAGCAUUCAGAAAGGCCCCAUCCCAGUGUUCAAAGACCGAAUGACCUUUAAUAAGCUGGAGCCGGAGAAGCUGAGUAGCUACGCACUCAGGUUCCGUCUCUAUGCAGUGCGCAAAAUGAUCCGGGAACAGAUGAUGGGGGAGCAACUGUUUUAUCUGAGGAGCCUAAACCAGGAGGGGGAAGUGAAGGUGACACUGGUUUUGGAGCCCAGGAGCGAUAUGAGCAGCGGAGACUCUCAGAUCAGUCUGUCGGCAAUCUCGCACAGCGAUAGCGCUUCUUCAACACAGUCCCUGUCGCACGGAGGCGUACCGGAGCUGCUGGUGGGACUGUCAUACAAUGCUACUACCGGACGGUUGUCAGUAGAGAUGAUCAAAGGCAGCCAUUUCCGCAACCUUGCUAUUAACAGGCCGCCCGACACCUACGGAAAACUCUGCCUCCUCAACUCCAUGGGCCAGGAGAUGUCUCGUUGCAAGACAUCCAUCCGUCGAGGCCAACCAAACCCCAUCUACAAGGAGACGUUCGUCUUCCAAGUUGCCCUGUUCCAGCUUUCUGACGUCACGCUGAUGAUCUCCAUAUACAACCGGCGCAGCAUGAAGCGCAAGGAGAUGAUUGGCUGGAUUUCUAUGGGUCAGAACAGCAGCGGAGAAGAAGAGCAAAACCACUGGCAAGAAAUGAAAGAAACGAAAGGGCAGCAGGUCUGCAGGUGGCAUACCUUACUGGAAUCCUAA
This is a messenger RNA of Terrapene triunguis (Three-toed box turtle), 1983 nucleotides long. It is a transcript of the gene SYT16, whose product is annotated as synaptotagmin 16. Lineage: Eukaryota; Metazoa; Chordata; Testudines; Emydidae. The record is from RefSeq and is a predicted model, not a curated record. The transcript has 6 exons. Bases 1 to 1983 code for a protein of 660 amino acids.